UCAAACAAGAAAAAAAGAAGUCUCCUUAUUUGAUUCGAAUCCCAUCUCUUUCCUCGUUUCUUCCACUGGUCUUCGGAUUCCCGCCGCCGGACAGAGGUCCGAACUUCGAAGAAGAUGACCGGAGGUUCCGAAAAACGCCGCUGAUAUAGGAACUCGUCUUACAAUACGAUUUACCAAGCUAAAUUGCUUCAAUAUUCUCUACUGACCCUGACGUCGGAAAUCAAUCAAUCUAGAGCGAUUUCAAAUAAUCGUGUUUUAGCGUUUAGUAAUAGAAGAGACGAACCGUGGGAGACGAUUUUGUUCUGCUUCGGAGUCUGAUGUUCUUGAUCUCAUUGUGAAUCCUCUUCCCGCCAAAAAGUUUAAUCAUCCGAAAGUUUAUCGGUAGAUGAUUUGAAUUAUCAAUCAAUGUUGUGAUGGUUCAUGGUUAAUGGUCUGCAAUAGAUUUCGAGGACCCUUGGAAAAGCUUACAACAAGUUAAUAUUCAACUAGGGCAUUUUAGGUGUAUAGCCAAUUGACUCAGACAGUGAGAUAAUAUUUAUUGUUGGGGUUUAGUUUAAUAUGCGUCCUGAAACUCUGCUGAAGAUGAAUCUGAUUGGUUUGAAUGCAUGUGCUGAAUUGUUUAAAUUAAAUUUAUCAUAACCUAUCCACUUAAAUUUUUGGAUCAGUUGGUGAUUCAAUACGAUUUCAGAACAGGAGAUCAUACGUUCAAAUCCUUGUAGCAAUUUAAGUUUUUGGGUUAAUCGGUAAUUUAACAACAUGAAAGGGACCCUUUGCUAAAGCAGUUUUGGUCCCAAGACUCUGAACUAAAAAUGGUUUCAAACGAGCAAACUUUCGAUUUGUUUAAGCUAUUUGUGGCUGUAAGAGACAAGGGUGGUUAUGAUGUUGUAUCGAGGAAGGAUUUGUGGGAUUUGGUAGCAGAAGAAUCUGGUUUAGGUUCAAUUAUCUCCUCCACUCUGAAAGUGCUGUACGUUGAGUAUUUGAAUGUUUUAGAGAGAUUGCUGGAAAGGGUUGUCGAGGAUAGAGACUCCACAAAUAGUUGCAGCAGUAAUGGAGAUGGUACAGGCUUUGGAUUUAAUGGCAUGUCGCCGGAUACUCAAUUUUUGAAGAAGAAUCGUGAUUUGCACGAAUCAAAUUUUUUGGACUAUGAUGAUAUGAUUGUGGUUCUGAAGAUUGAUAGGCACAAGAAUAUUGCUGGUUGUGAGGAAACUCUUUGCCAGUUAAAUACGAGCCAGUGGGACAUUUAUGACACGAAUGACUUGUAUGAAGAUGAAGACUCUAGCCUGGAAUUAGCAUCCAAUGUGGCUGAGAAUUUUGAUGAUUCUGAGAAAUCCCAUAGUCGAAACGUUCAAAAGGAUGAAAGGGCGUUUGUGGACGGGGUAGAAAGCAAUGUCGAGUUCUCUCACGACAGCAGAAAGUGCGAUGGUUCUGAUAGCAAGGAAGGAGUGAUUACAGAUUCCAUCUCAGUUGAAGAAAUUAAUAUUUGUCAUGAGAAAAAGUGUGAAUCCAUGUCAGGAAUGGUAAAUUGGAUAACAGAAAUUGCAAAGAAUCCAUGUAACCCUGUUAUUGGGUUAUUACCUAAAAGUUCAAAGUGGAAGUCAAGUGGAAAUGAAGAGAUCUGGAAGCAAGUUCUGCUGACUCGAGAGGCAAUGUUACUGAACGGACAUAUUAAUUCUUAUUUUGAACGGUCUGCUCAGCAGGGCAUACAUCCAAGCAUGUUCGAUGAUCAUCAAGGUUCCAGUUACAAUCUAAGACAGAGGACAAAAUCCAGUAAAAUAUUUCCUUGUGGGAUGAGUCGUGGUCAAAGUCGUCUACCAAGUAUGAAAGACCAACUAGACCAGGAGAUUCUUGUAGCAACUGAUUCCUGGAUGCCAGAUUACAUGGGAAAAUCUGCCUCAAAGCAAAUACUUAUAGGACCAGAAUUUCAAGUUGAAGUACCAGAAUGGAGCGGUAUAACAUCUGAAAGCGACUCUAAGUGGUUGGGGACCCUGGUUUGGCCUUUGGAUAAAGAGAACAAAGCAUUUCGCCGUAAACAUGAUCCCAUUGGGAAGGGGCGGGACGAUUUGUGUAAAUGUCAGGUACGUGGUUCCAUUGAAUGCAUUCAAUAUCAUAUUUUAAAGAAAAGAUACAAAGUUAAGAGGGAAAUAGGCUCUGCAUUCUAUAACUGGAAAUUUGAUAAAAUGGGGGAGGAAGUAAGACUUCGUUGGACAGAGAAAGAUGAGCAGAAGUUUAAGGGUGCUGUGAGGUCUAGUUCUGCGUCUUUUAAGCAGUCUUUUCGGACUCGUAUUUACAAAUAUUUCCCUUAUAAAAGCAGAGAAGAUAUACUAUGCUACUACUUUAAUGUCUUCUUAUUGCAUCAUAGAGGAUUUCAGAACAGAUUCACUCCAGAUAACAUUUGCAGUGAUGAUGAAUUGGAAUAUUUAUGUAGGAGGAGAAAGCCUUAUUGGUAGGCCCAGCAUUGUGAGAGAUGGGAAUACCAGGAGGAGAUUUUGUCUGUUUUUUUCUUUUCUUUUCCUUAGUUUCAUAUACACAUUUGUUCACUUAAGGUUGGACACUGGAUUCACUGCAAAAUGCAGUCCAUAAUUUAUACAUCUGUGAAGUAAUAACUGGAAGAGCUUUGUGUAGUUUUGGACAUUCCUUUGGUGAUUUUUGCUUGCAUACAUCACCACAUUCAUAGUUGCAACAUUAAAUUUCCUUGUUUUUAAUAAGGAAAAAAAAAAACCAAAAUUGAGUUAGUAAGAAAAUAUUUUUCUUAUUAUA
Molecule: messenger RNA, 2757 nt
Organism: Benincasa hispida (wax gourd)
Lineage: Eukaryota; Viridiplantae; Streptophyta; Magnoliopsida; Cucurbitales; Cucurbitaceae
Product: AT-rich interactive domain-containing protein 1-like
Molecular function (GO): DNA binding
Source: RefSeq, a predicted model, not a curated record